GCUCGCGUGGCAAUGAGGGGCCCUGGGUUAUUUGCAUUGGGCGGGGCUCGCGUGGCAAUGAGGGGCCCUGGGUUAUUUGCAUUGGGCGGGGUUCGGCCCGCACGGCAAUGAAGCGGGGACGAGAUUCCGCCUGUUUACGUAACCGGCCCGGAGCGGGAUUAGCUGGGCCGGGUGCAGUGGGUUCUGCUGCCGGGACGCUAUGGGGCCGGGGCUGCCGGAGUCGGGGGCGGCGUAGGAAGGAGACGCGAUGGGAGCGGCCAGCAGCGAGCCCGAGCCCCCGCCGGGGCCCCUCAAGGGCGGCGGUUUCGCAGCCGAGGUCUCCUGGGUCCGCAGCUGGAAGAGGCUCUUGGCUGGAAUUGGCGUGGCGGGGUCAGGGCUGGAGCGCAGCUUGGCCACGAGGAGGCGCCUCCAGCAGCAGCGGGGCCCGGGCGAGAAGCUGCCCCGGCUGGGGGAGAAGCUGGUGACGGGGUGGCCAGUCCCGCAGUUCGUCUCGCUCUUCCUCCCGGAGUUCCCCGUCCGGCGCCCCCUGGGCCAGCCACAGCUCAAGAUUCUGGGCUUUGUUGCCAAAGGCUCGUUCGGGACGGUCCUGAAAGUGCUGGACUGUGGGCGGGAGAAGGUCUUUGCUGUGAAGGUGGUCCCCAAAGUAGAGGUGCUGCGGCGUGACACCCUGAAGCAGUGCAAGGAGGAGGUCAGCAUCCAGAGGCAGGUCAGCCACCCAUUUGUUCACUGCUUAGGGGACAGCUGGCAGGGACAGCGGCAUCUCUUCAUUAUGUGCACGUACUGCAGCACCGGAGACCUGUACACACUUUGGGCCUCUUCGGGGUGCUUCGCGGAAGCCACUAUUCGCCUGUUUGCAGCCGAGCUGGUUCUGGUGCUGGGUGAGUGA
Molecule: messenger RNA, 886 nt
Organism: Chelonoidis abingdonii (Abingdon island giant tortoise)
Lineage: Eukaryota; Metazoa; Chordata; Testudines; Testudinidae
Gene: RSKR
Product: ribosomal protein S6 kinase related
Biological process (GO): protein phosphorylation
Molecular function (GO): ATP binding; protein kinase activity
Source: RefSeq, a predicted model, not a curated record